Sphaeramia orbicularis (orbiculate cardinalfish) is the source of this 3618-nucleotide messenger RNA. It is a transcript of the gene vtg3, whose product is annotated as vitellogenin 3, phosvitinless. Bases 1 to 3618 code for a protein of 1205 amino acids. Lineage: Eukaryota; Metazoa; Chordata; Actinopteri; Kurtiformes; Apogonidae. Gene Ontology annotation, biological process: lipid transport; cellular response to estrogen stimulus; response to estradiol. The transcript is spliced from 26 exons. Gene Ontology annotation, molecular function: lipid carrier activity. The record is from RefSeq and is a predicted model, not a curated record.
AUGAGGGCACUCAUCCUCUGCUGCCUUGUGGCCCUGACCACGUGUCAGACCAGCCGCUAUGAUCUCAUCCUGAAUCCCAGUAAAACCUAUGAGUACCAGUAUGAGGGGACUGUGAACUUUGGCCUCGGCGAUCCCAGGUUCGUUGAGUCUGGUGUGAAAAUGGUGUGCAAGGUCAAGAUCGCAGGUGUUUCCGACCACACAUUUUCUCUUCAGGUUUCAGAUUUGAGCUAUGAGGAGUUCAACGGCAUCCAGGGUAGGGACAGAUUUAUCAAAUCAGCUGGAAUCACCAACCUGAUCACCGCCCAGCUCGCCAAGCCCUUCAUGUUUGACUACGCUGGUGGACACGUCAACAACAUCUACGCUUCAGCCGAUGUAUCUGAAACUGUUGUCAACAUCAUAAGAGGGAUACUCAGUUUCUUCCAAGUCACUGUUAAGACUACGGAGAAGAUCUACGACCUUGAAGAGAUUGGCAUCCAUGGCAAGUGUCAGAGUAACUACGCUGUUGAAGAAGACACGAAGACAACGGAGUACAGAAUCACUCAGGUCGUCGAUGUCAGUAACUGUCGGGAGAAAGCAGCCCUCUUCACUGGAAUAGCUACAGCUGUGCUCGACGACGUUUCCAAACAGAGAGGCGAGUCCAUCUUCUCAACAGUCAGAUACAUUUACAACAUCAAGCCAGAACAUGGAGGACACGUCACCAGAGCUGAAGCCCUGGAGCAAGAAUUCUUCACUCCCUUCAACGUGAUGGGCGGCAACUUCAGAAUGAAAUCAAAGAAGGAAAUCGUGUUGGUUAGUGUGGUUCAGAGCGCAGCUAGAGGAGCCGUGGGAGGUCAAGAUUCGAUGGAAAGCAGAGGCAACAUUGUUUUCAAGUUUGGCAAUGUAGGAACCAACGUCCCCAUCAUGAUGAAGAAGGUGAACGACCCUGUACAAGAGGCCGUGGAUUUGAUUGAACGUCUGGCUCAAGUGCAUCUUAAACAGGUCGACAAUGCAAAUACUGAGCAGGUCAUCAGACUGUAUCAGCUUAUGCGAAUGGUCCCUAUUGAGGGAAUGAAGGCAAUGUGGAAUAGGUUUAAAGAACAACGAGAGAAAAGACACUGGUUUUUGAUCACAGCUGUUGAAGCCAACAAUGACACAAUCCUGAAGUUCCUGAAAGAAAGGUUCAAUGCCAAUGAUCUGGAACCAUUUGAGGCUCUAUUCACUGUUUUAUUGACAUUUAACCAUCUGGAAGCUUCAGCGGAGAUGGUUGAGAUGGCUAAAGAGUUUCUGGGAUUUCCCAUUUCUAAUGAGUAUGUAAGGAACACUGUGGUGAUGGCCUAUGGUUCUCUGGUGAAUAAGCACUGUGCUUAUAAUACUCCAUGUCCAGAUGCUGCUGUUCAGCCCCUGUUGGAGAUGGCUAACAAGGCUCUGGUGGCCAAGAACAACAAAGACAUGGUCCUGGUUCUGAAAGCUCUGGGGAACGCAGGUCAUCCAGGAAGCAUUAAAACUAUCAUGAAGUUCCUUCCCGGGGUGGCCGCCAACCCUGUGGAUCUGCCGCCCUCGGUGCUCUCUGCUGCCGUGCAGGCUAUGAGACUCAUCGCUGCCAGGGACCCUCAUCAUGUGCAAGACAUUUCAGUGGAGCUGUUCUUCAAUAAGAACCUUUCCAGUGAGAUCCGAAUGCUGGCCUUCAUAAUGCUGGUUGACACUAAGCCCUCCAUGGCUCUGGUGUCCACAGUGACUACCCACCUGAUGGAGGACACGGACCUACAUGUUGGUAGCUUUGCAUACUCCUAUUUAUACAGCUUAGCCAAAUCCAAAACUCCUGAGAAUCACUUCCUCUCUACUGCCUGCACCACGGCCAUGAAAAUCCUGGCCCCUAAAUUUGGCCGGCUCGGCUAUUAUUACAGCAAAGCAGCACGCAUGGACGUGUUUAAUGACAAAUACCUACUUGGUUUAGCAGCAGAAGGCUUCAUGCUCAAAAAUGAACCCUACGUUAUGCCCAGUGAAAUGAGGAUGAGAGGAAAACUGUUUUUCAUUGGUAGAAUUCUGCAGACAAUCGAGUUUGGUAUCCGUAAUGAGGGAAUUAAGGAACUGUUCGGCAAAGAAAUCCCUGGAUUUAAAGGAGAUUUCAGUUUCGGUGACUUCCUGGCUAUUUUAAAUAUCCUUAAAAAGUGGGAACAUUCACCGGACAAUAAGCCAAUCUUCUCUGCCUCCACACGUUUAUCUGGACAAGAAUGGUUCUUCACUGACAUCAACAAAGACUUCAUUCGGAAUAUUAUCAACAUGAUCUAUUCACCAGGAGAAGGAAACUUGCUUGACAUAUUUUCAAAGGGGAUUUCCUGGCAUAAGGCCAUGCCACUCUUAAUGGCUGACGCUCGUUACAUCAAAGCUUCCUGCGUUGGUCUCCCAGUGGAGAUUAGCAAAUAUUAUCAAGUACUGAAUGGACUUAGUGUUAAUGCCAUGGCUGAAGUAAAUCCACCACAGACUGGAAUCAUGGAUUCUGAAGUCUUACUGAAGACAGAGGGGUUCAUCGGUUACACAAAGGAUCUUUGGCUUUUCUAUGGGAUCAACACAAAGCUGUUCCAGUCUGGUGCUGAGCUCAAGGCAAAAAGUCCGAUCAGUUUUCCUUGGAAAUUUGAUGCAACGGUCAACAUCAAGGAAAAGAAAUAUUCACUUGAAUUCAUCCCAUCCAGCAACGAAGUUGAAUUCUUUUCAUUCAGGUCUGAUGUAUAUGCAGUCUCCAGGAACAUUGAAGAUGAAGGUAAAACGACCCCGAUGAUCCCCAGCAGUGGUGAAGCAGCCAACAGCACCACCUGGAGUGUGAUGCGAAACCCACAGGAGCAGAUAUGCGCUGAGAGUGAUGCUUAUGGAAUAGGUGUUUGCCUGGAGUCAGAGUUCAGGAAAGAGUAUCGGCCUGAGCAGUACCCCCUGUACUAUUUACUGGGAUACACCCGGUUUGGCCUCAAAGUCAAAAAAGCCCAGGCAGCCAGAGCUGUUGACAGAAUCCGCUUUGAGGUGAAUGGCACUAAUCCAAUGGGCAUGUGCCAACUCUUCAACACUCAGACCAAGUUGUUCCAGGAGGAGGUAACGUCGGAAUCUUGCACCAUUGUCAAAGCAGUUUCCAUGAAUGCCAAUGAGGUUUCUGAUGGUUAUGAGGCACAAAUGGUCUACAAGUACACUGACUCCCAAUCCAUCGGUCAAAUGGUUGUAUCCCAAGCCAGAGAAGACAGCAACUGGAAGAUGAGCGCUGAGACCACUAUGAAUGUGGCAGACACUAAGGCUGUUCUGAAGUGGGGAGUCGACUGUAAACCUUAUGAAGUAUCAGUGGAGACCAGCUCUACAAAGGAGAGGCUCAACGCCAUGUUGGCCUGGAAGGUGCUGCCAGAUACGCUGGCCGAGGCGGGCCAAAUAAUUGGAAGAUUCAUCCGACACUUGGCGUUCUUUUUUGGCUUCAACUGGGAACUUGAAACGAACACAGAAAAGCAGCUCACAGCAUCAGUUGUUGGGACUUCAGCAAACUACUACAACGUGGAGAUGAAAUUCCCAGAGUAUUCACUGAACCGACAGGAUAUUCCUUUUCCACUUCCAUAUCCCAGUUUGGAGACACCUUACCCCAUGAACGAGACUUUAAACCACGUUUGA